Molecule: messenger RNA, 2499 nt
Organism: Fusarium musae
Lineage: Eukaryota; Fungi; Ascomycota; Sordariomycetes; Hypocreales; Nectriaceae
Exons: 5
Coding region: 1-2499 (832 amino acids)
Source: RefSeq, a predicted model, not a curated record
AUGGCCGAGCCAGAGGACAUACACGCCCGCAAGCCCUCCGGUAUAAACAUAUUCGGCAUCUCUGGCAGCGGUUAUCAUCAUCUAAUGCCCCACGAAAUGGCUGAUCUUCACAACCAGCCCUCGCCGGAAGCAAAAAGGGGCAGUCCUCCCGAGACACCGCAUUCCUUUCAUAACCUGCUCGGCAGCCACCCAGCGGGGAGUUCUUCUUCUAGUCCCAGAGUCGCUGAUUCUCAAGGCACACCUGAGCCGUACUCUGAGAUUUGGGCCCCGUCUAUGCCGCGCGGUGGUGAUGAGAAGAAGAGCGAUAUGCCUAAGACCACGGAGCGAGAAGUCAAGAUUAGUGAGGGAGGAAAGCUUCCUAAGAUUGUGGAACCGAGGGGGGAUGCGAUGGAUGAUGAGUUUGACGAUGAGAUUUUUUAUAAAAAGUUUGUCUACUCAACAGUCGGCAGCGGAAUCUGGCUCGUCACAGCCAUCCUCCAACCCCGAUGGGGCCACAAAAUCGCCUCUGGCGCAUCCCUCUCACCAUCAACAGCAACGACCCUUGCAGCACUACUAGCAAAGACCAUCGAAAUGUCCUUCGUCACGGUCUUUGUCUCAUGUCUAGGCCAAGUCCUCACCCGCAGAGCGUUUAUUCGAAAAGCGCAUGGCAUGUCACUUGCUGAGAUGACGAUGAGGAACUGGGUCAUUCAGCCUGGAUCUCUCAUCACUCACUUUGAAACACUGCCUUCGUCGUCAUUGACGCUUCUGGGGAUGUUGUCGCUUACUGCUACGAUUGCAGCUGCGUUCUACACUACUGCCUCUGACGCGAUGGUCUCACCGAAGUUGAAGUCUGGGAGUUGGGAGCAUAAGGAGCUUAUUGGAUAUGUGCGUGCGUCGUAUGCUAAUGCAGCUUAUGUGCGUGAGGACUGUCCGUAUCUUUUCAACAUUACAGAAGAUAUUCACGCCGCCGAGUCGUGCAUGAAUGUUCAGUUCUCAGGACAAUCUUACAGGAAUUUACUGAACUACAUGAACAUGUGGACGAAUCUCAACCAAAACGGAACCGAAAUCUCAUCGGAUUUGAAGAAACGGCCUGGUGGAACGACGCUACUCCACGAUAACACUACGCUGUACUCCUCCUGGAUCGAGACUGAGCACGGCGAUGUUGAAGCGCAUUUUGAAGAAACGGGGCGUAUUAUCAACAAUGUCACUCUUGCCCUUCCUCAUCCAGGCGUCUACGGUGCUUCUAAACUCAAAGUCAACGGAAUUCUUCAACCUGAUGAUCUCGCUGGAGUGGGAGAGUACACUGUUCGAGCUGGCGUUGUCUCACCAUCUGUCAAUGUUCUAUGUGUCGAUAUGGAUAAGGAGGAACUUGCGCCCCUUGUUUACACGACGUGGCCUAACGCCAAGGUCAACAACACUGAUAUCCCUGGCCAAAAGACAGGAUGGUCUGGUUGGACGGGCGAAGUUCCUCAGCCGCUUGAUGGCAAGAACAAGGAUUAUUAUCUCAACCGGACUGAUGUGGAUGAUAUCUUCAGAUGGGGACCUAAAUACGAGCGUCGACCUCCUGUCUUCCAAAUGUACCCCUUUGACUUUAACCUUCUCACCAACGCAACAGUCUAUGCAGCCGACGCCAUCUACACCCUCGGCAAAUCACCCGAGAGCAAAAACUACACGGUCUGCCAACUUCGAUCAUGGGUAUCUCCCAACUGUUCUACCGAGUUCAACAUCUCCGGUAUCGCCGGUGCCAGCAUGAAAGCUCAUUGUGAAGACGACGGCGACGAGAACGCUUAUCGGCGAUCAUUCCCUUCAGAUCAAGGCUGGUCUGCUCCCUCUCUGGACUGGAAGUGGCUCGCUGAUCAAUGGCGUUUGUCUAUGGAUCUUAAUGGUGGCUCUGUUAACAACAAUGCUUCCAACGCUCGAAUCCUUACUCAACUUUCCCUUCACGAACCAAAAAUGCCAGCUUCUUAUCCUUCACUUGCUGAAGCUCUCGCCGUGUAUUCCAGCUCUCUCAUCAUGAUCAGCGCCAUCGACACGCCUUUCCGUCACUAUUGGGACCAGGACCCAGACGCGUACCCCGAAAACCUCAUCCCAGCACCUGGUUUCCCCCAACUCUUCAACGCAUCCCUCAUCACACAAGAAUACACAUCUGGACACACCCAAUCAUGGCAGAAUAUCUUUUACGUCGUUCUCGUUCUCGUCUUCGCCAUCAAUUUAUUCUGUCUUGGAUACUUCAUCAUGCGCUCCGGCCUAGUGACAGACUUCACCGAACCGCAGAACUUAUUCUCCCUGGCGAUCAACAGUCCACCAAGUAAUUCGUUCCAUGGUAGUUGUGGUGGAGGUCCUGAGAAGAGACAUCUUGUUGUUCCGUGGAAGGUUGCAUAUGCGCCGAGUGCGAACCAUUAUUUCUUCCAGGACAAUUCGCCUGGAAAGGAUACGUCUGAGGGGUUGAGUACGGCGAGGGAGUAUGGAGAACCGAGAGACUUGGCUGUAGACAGAUCUGCAUAUAUCAUUGUUAUAUAA